UGUAUUACGCAUCAAUUGACCAAUGAAAAACAAGCCGAAGUAGCCCAGUGCUCAACGAAAUGAUACGGCGCCCGCCGAAGUUCAUAGAAAAUGGUAAAAGUAGGGAGAGAAUAAUAAAAAUAAAAAAAAAUAAAAAAAACCCCGAAGGACGCCUUUGUCUGUACACACAAGAGAAAAAUAGAAAGAGAUAAAAUUAAUUCUAUUUCUGUCACGUAUAACGUACACAUAUAAAAAUUUUCAGCUGAAUUUCGUACAUAUAAAAAAAAAAGCCUUCAAAAGUAUCAUCAUCAUAAUUAAUACCUUGUGUCAUAUUGUGUUUUCAUAUAUUCAACGUAAAUAUCAGCGAAAAAUAUAUUAAAAUUAUCAAUAUAAUAUUGUUAUUAAGUGAUUAUAUUAAAUUAUUAACACCGGUGUUAAAUCAAAAAAAAAAAUUUACUCAAUUUAAUGCCAAUUUAUUGUGAAAAAAUGUCUUCUUUCAUGGAACGAUUUAUGCAGUAGCAAAAGGUGAUAGAAAAAAAAUAAAUAACAAACGAAAAUUUCGAUUUUUAUUUCGUCAAAGUUUGGACAAUAUUUUUUAAAUAAAUAAUUAAAUAUUUAUUUGUGUUAAUAGUGUGUAAAAAAAAUACAACGUUUAUUUUGAAAUAUUUUGGAAAUUUUUUUUUUUUUUCCUGUUUAUUUUGAGUGUUGUUAUCUCUGGGGGCCGCUUGUUUGGCUCAUAUCGCGCGUCACGUCAUUUUGUCCAUUGUUAUUUUUGUGAAAUAAAUAAAAAUAAUAAUAAUUAAUAAAUAUCUUUUGUUGAAAAUAAAUUGAUAUAUUAAUAAUUACAGCUGUGAUUUAUUGAUAUAUUUAUUUUGUGUAUAUUAAAAAGACGUCGAUCACUGUAAUGUACCAAAAGUGUGACACUGAGGAAUACUCCGUUACAUCUACGAUUAAAUUCGUACAUUCAAAGAGGAAAGGAAUCUUUAUAAACAUUCAAAAAAUGCUUCAAUGUUCAAUAAAUAUUAAAAAUAAUAUAAGUUUAUUAAAUUUUUAUUUAUACUGAAUUAAUAACAUUGUAUUUAAAAAACAAAACAAUCAUCAAUAUAAUAUUGAUUUAUUAUUAAUAUAUUCUUGAAUCAAUUAUUUAAGAAUAAUUAAUUAUUAAACGUCAUUGAGCUGAAAAUUCAAUUGACAAAAUCAAUAAACAAAAUAACAAUUUAUUUGUCAGAAAAAUAAUUUAUAUUUAUUAUAUUUUUUCAUCUUUGCUGUAAUAAUUUUCAAGAUUAAUAUUAAUAAAUAUAAAGAAAGCAUUAUUAUUCUGAUUUAAAUAAUUUUCAACAAAUAAAAAUACAUCAAAAUGAAGCUGUUAGAGAGUACUCGAUUUGAGGCAAUAAACAGUUCUCUUUGUAUUAAAACUGGAGACAGUAAAAUCAUUGGAAGAAUCGAGAGUUAUUCAUGUAAAAUGGCUGGAAAUGAUAAACAACUUUAUAAAAGAUUUAAUGCUGAGCUUGGUUUUACACCACAUGACCUUCAAGCAUUGUCACCACCACAAACAUCACUUGGCACAUCACCAGCUCAAAGUUAUUACAGUCGUAGUAUAUCUGGUGAUGAGGAUGGACCACUUUGUGAUACAAUAAGCAGAAAAACAUUGUUUUAUUUAAUAGCAACAUUAAAUUCAGCAUUUCAUCCUGAUUACGAUUUUUCUGAUGCCAAAAGUCAUGAAUUUAGCAAAGAGCCAAGUCUUCAAUGGGUCAUGAAUGCUGUUGAUAGUAAUUUAAGUGCAACAGCUGGUGAUCAUUAUAGAACAUUAAGAUCAGCACUUUGGUCUGCUCUUGAAGAUGAAAUAUCAAUGAAUGAAUGUGAUAUUUAUAGUUAUAAUCCUGAUUUAGCAUCAGAUCCAUUUGGUGAAGAUGGCUGUUUAUGGUCAUUUAAUUAUUUCUUUUACAACAAAAAACUUAAGCGUAUUGUUUUUUUCACAUGCAGAACAAUUAAUCCUCUUUACGUAUUAGAUUCUGGCAUUGGCAGUGAUUUUGCAAUGGAUGAGGAGGAUGAUGAUGACAAUUAUUAAAACAAAAAUAUAAAAAAAACCUUGAAAUAUAUUUAAUAAUUUUUUUCUUCAGUUAGUGUAAUAAAAACAUUAUGUUUUUAUCAUUAUUUUUCUUAUCAUGAUAAUCGCUUACUUUGACAGAUAAGCUUGAUAUAUAAAAUUUCACUUUUUUCUUCUUUAUAAUUAAUCAACGAAUUUUGGUGUUUAAACAUAUCAAUAAUAAUACUUCAAUGUUAAAUUUAAAAUUAAAAACAAUAACAAUACUAUUUUAUCAUUAUUUUCAUUAUUAUAUUUUCAAUUGUUCAGCUAAAAAUAAGUUGUUUGUUGUUUGUUUGUUUGAAAAUUCGUCGAAAUAAAAAAUACCGGCCGAGAGAUAAAAAAUAAUCAUCUUUGAUAAAAAGAAAAUAAUAUAUAUAAAAAUAAACAUCAUCAUUAAGAAUUGUACACAAUUAACUUGAAAAAAAUCAAGAUUAAUAUUAUAAUUAUCAAAAAGUUGAAUAAACAAUUAAUAAUAAUAAUAAUUAACUAAAAAUAAAACAUCAAAGUAAUUUCUUUUUUUUUUUUUUUUUGUUUUCAUUAACAUUAUAUAUGUUUUUACUUGAUUCAAAACAGGUACAUAUAAAAUAUCAAUAAAAUAUUGCGUUAUAGUGUUGGUGAUGUAUAAAUAUGGACAUAAGAAUGAGUGGUAUUAUAAAAAAAAAAUAAAACAAGUACGUAAAAGAAGAAGAAAAAAAUUAUAUAUUUUACGCACUGAAUAAUAAUGAAAUCAUGGUUUUGUUUUAUUGUUUUUUUCUUGUCUAGAUGGUAAAAUAUUUGUGUUUAGUAUUUAAUUUACAUCAGCUUAAACAAAAAUAAUAAUUUGUGCAAUUCAAAUUUAAAUGCAGUAGUGAGAAAAAUACUUAUGUACAAUGAUAAAAAAGAAAAUGAAAUUUGUGAUAAAUUAUAUUAGACAAAGUCCGUAUUUAUUCUAUUUUAAUAAUAAUAAUAAUUAAUAACAUGUAUGGUAUAUUGUUUAAAAAAAAAAAAAUUAUACAAUUGUGUAACAAUUAAAUUUAAACAAUCUAAAAAAUAGGCCAUAAAUUUGAAUAUUAUUUUAGUGUUAAAAUCAAAAUGAAAUAAUAUAAUAAAAUAUCAAUUACAUAUAAUAAUUCUUUUUUUUCUUUCUAAAAUAUAUAAUAUAUAAAAUUUGGAAUCAAAUAAUUAUUUAAAAUCUAUUAUCGGUAUUAUUUUGAGUUAACAAUUAAUUAUUAUUUGUACAUCAUAACUUCGGGUGAUUGAUACAUACACAUGUAGGCAUCACAAAGAAGUCUUUUAGCAUGUUCAGGUAAUUGUCGAUCA
This is a messenger RNA of Aphidius gifuensis, 3364 nucleotides long. It is a transcript of the gene Maf1, whose product is annotated as repressor of RNA polymerase III transcription MAF1 homolog. The coding region runs from base 1337 to 2047 and encodes 236 amino acids. Lineage: Eukaryota; Metazoa; Arthropoda; Insecta; Hymenoptera; Braconidae. The record is from RefSeq and is a predicted model, not a curated record. Gene Ontology annotation, cellular component: nucleus. Gene Ontology annotation, biological process: negative regulation of transcription by RNA polymerase III. Gene Ontology annotation, molecular function: RNA polymerase III core binding. The transcript has 5 exons.